AUGGACGGAGGAGCAGCUGCAUCCCAAGAAACCACAGCCGCCAGUGGCGGAGCCACUCCGCCAGUGGCCACUGUCGGCGUCCGGAUCCACCACAGCCGUAGGCUCCCGGACUUCCUCCAGAGCGUCAACUUGAAGUAUGUUAAACUGGGCUACCAUUACUUGAUCUCUAAUUUGUUAACUCUCUGCUUAGUCCCUCUUAUGGUUAUCAUUAUCGUUGAAGUUUCUCAAAUGAAUCCCAAUGACGUUCGUCAGUUAUGGCUGCAUUUGCAGUACAAUCUCGUUUCCGUUAUAAUUUGCUCUGCUUUUCUUGUUUUCGGAUCCACCGUUUACAUAAUGAACCGCCCACGGCCCGUUUACUUAGUUGAUUACUCCUGUUAUCGCCCUCCGGAUAGUUUGAUGGCGCCGUUUGAUCGGUUUAUGGAGCAUUCUAGAUUGCAAGGGGACUUCGACGAAUCAUCACUUGAAUUCCAGAGGAAAAUUCUUGAGAGGUCUGGGCUUGGGGAUGAGACUUAUGUACCAGAAGCCAUGCAUUUUAUUCCGCCCCGGCCGUCGAUGCAGGCCGCCAGAGAGGAGGCUGAGCAGGUUAUGUUUGGGGCACUGGAUAAUUUGUUCGCUAAUACAAACGUGAAGCCGAAGGAAAUUGGGGUUUUGGUUGUGAAUUGUAGCUUGUUCAAUCCGACACCAUCCUUGUCAGCUAUGAUAGUGAAUAAGUACAAACUGAGGGGAAACAUCAGGAGUUUCAAUUUGGGAGGGAUGGGGUGCAGUGCCGGGGUGAUUGCGGUUGAUUUGGCAAAGGAUAUGCUGCAGGUUCAUAGGAAUACAUAUGCUGUCGUGGUUAGCAUGGAGAACAUUACACAAAAUUGGUACUUUGGGAACAAGAAAUCUAUGUUGAUUCCUAAUUGUUUGUUUAGAGUAGGGGGUGCGGCGGUUUUGUUAUCCAAUAAGGCGGGUGAUAGGAGGAGGGCGAAGUACAAGCUUGUUCAUGUUGUGAGGACUCAUAAAGGUGCGGAUGACAAGGCAUUUCGUUGUGUGUACCAGGAGCAAGAUGAUGCUGGGAAGACGGGGGUUUCUUUGUCCAAAGACCUCAUGGCUAUUGCUGGUGGGGCUCUUAAGACAAAUAUUACGACGUUGGGUCCUCUAGUGCUUCCGAUCAGCGAGCAGCUUUUGUUCUUUGCUACAUUGGUCAUCAAGAAGUUGUUUAACAAGAAUGUGAAGCCUUAUAUUCCGGAUUUUAAGCUGGCCUUUGAUCAUUUCUGCAUACAUGCUGGGGGAAGAGCUGUGAUUGAUGAGCUGGAGAAGAAUCUCCAGCUGCUACCCGUUCAUGUAGAAGCUUCAAGAAUGACUCUCCAUCGGUUUGGCAACACUUCGUCGAGCUCCAUUUGGUAUGAAUUGGCGUACAUUGAGGCAAAGGGAAGGAUGCGCAGGGGCAAUAGAGUCUGGCAAAUUGCUUUUGGGAGUGGCUUCAAAUGUAACAGUGCUGUGUGGGAAGCACUUCGCAGUGUUAAACCAUCUCGAAAUGGUCCUUGGCAUGAUUGCAUCGACAGGUAUCCUGUGAAAGUAGUCUCUUAGCACAUCGGACUAUGAUCAAUUGUACUCCCAGCAUAUAUAGUCCAUCGUCAUUUGGUCCCUUUUCUUCAGUUAAUGUUGUACUCUUUAAUCUCCUCUUGUCAUAUUUUGGGUGAUACCAUGGUCUUCUUUAUUCCCUUCAUUUGAAAUCCCAGGGUUGCUCUACUAGGUGGGGUACAUCCUUGGUUUGUACUAUUAGUACUGGAGAAUUACUUGAUCAUCUCUUCCGAGAUGUUCAUCAGGAUGAAGUCAGUUAGAACGUAGUAAAAUCUUGAUUAAUCCCAUGGCUUCCUCAUGCUUUUCCAUGUUUUGAAAA
This is a messenger RNA of Sesamum indicum (sesame), 1882 nucleotides long. RefSeq names its product 3-ketoacyl-CoA synthase 4 (gene KCS4). Gene Ontology annotation, cellular component: membrane. Gene Ontology annotation, molecular function: acyltransferase activity, transferring groups other than amino-acyl groups. Lineage: Eukaryota; Viridiplantae; Streptophyta; Magnoliopsida; Lamiales; Pedaliaceae. The record is from RefSeq and is a predicted model, not a curated record. Gene Ontology annotation, biological process: fatty acid biosynthetic process.